ACUCAGUCUCUAGCUUCCAAAAACUACCUUUGACCUAAUUGAACCCUCUCCUCCAGUCAUUGCUUCACUGUACUUCCCUCCAAGAGGAUAGGAUACCAUAUGGUCAUCAACAGAAGACGAGAACUGUAAGCAAUGAUAUCAUUUUCAUGCUCAUUGACUUCACCAUCACCAUCAACCUCCAUAUCCAAAUUCAUCUCAGACCAUCCACACCUCUCCAUACUGGAAAAACACUGCACCACCAUGAAAGACCUCCAAAAGAUCCAUGCCCAUCUCCUCAAAACUGGCUUGGCCAAACACCCUCUUGCUGUCAGCCCUGUCCUGGCCUUCUGCGCCACCUCCCCGGGCGGUGACAUCAACUAUGCUUACUUGGUUUUCACUCAAAUCCAUAGCCCAAACCUCUUCUCUUGGAACACUAUCAUUAGGGGCUUCUCUCAAAGCUCAACCCCGCACCAUGCCAUAUCACUCUUCAUUGACAUGUUAAUCUUUUCAUCUGUGCAGCCACAUAGGCUCACAUAUCCUUCUGUUUUUAAGGCUUAUGCACAACUUGGUCUUGCUCAUUAUGGAGCUCAGCUCCAUGGGAGAGUGAUAAAACUAGGCCUCCAAUUCGAUCCUUUUAUUAGGAACACAAUCAUCUAUAUGUAUGCGAAUUGCGGGUUCUUGAGUGAGAUGUGGAAAGCAUUUUAUGAAAGAAUGGAUUUCGACAUUGUUGCAUGGAAUUCAAUGAUUAUGGGGCUUGCUAAAUGUGGGGAAGUUGAUGAGUCGAGAAAGUUGUUUGAUGAAAUGCCGCUGAGGAAUACAGUUUCUUGGAACUCUAUGAUUAGUGGGUAUGUUAGGAAUGGAAGGUUGAGGGAGGCAUUGGACCUUUUUGGCCAAAUGCAAGAAGAGAGGAUUAAGCCAAGCGAGUUUACAAUGGUGAGUUUGUUGAAUGCUUCAGCUCGAUUAGGAGCACUUAAGCAAGGGGAAUGGACUCAUGAUUAUAUAAGGAAGAACAAUUUUGAACUGAAUGUGAUUGUUACAGCAUCGAUUAUAGACAUGUACUGCAAAUGUGGAAGCAUUGGAAAGGCUUUUCAAGUGUUUGAAAUGGCUCCCCUCAAAGGAUUGUCAUGUUGGAACACCAUGAUCUUGGGCCUAGCCAUGAAUGGUUGUGAGAAUGAAGCAAUUCAAUUAUUCUCAAGGCUUGAAUGCUCAAAUCUGAGGCCAGAUGAUGUGACUUUUGUUGGUGUUUUAACAGCUUGUAACUACUCAGGUUUGGUAGAUAAAGCAAAAGAAUACUUCUCAUUAAUGAGCAAGACCUAUAAGAUCGAACCAUCUAUUAAGCACUACAGUUGCAUGGUUGACACACUUGGCCGAGCUGGACUACUUGAAGAAGCAGAAGAGCUAAUAAGAAAUAUGCCAGUAAACCCAGAUGCUAUUAUCUGGAGUUCCUUACUCUCAGCAUGUAGGAAGCAUGGAAAUGUUGAGUUGGCCAAAAGGGCAGCAAAGCAUAUAGUUGAUUUGGAUGGAACUGACAGCUGUGGUUAUGUACUUCUUUCGAAUAUUUAUGCUGCCUCUGAUCAGUUUGAGGAAGCGAUGGAGCAAAGGCUUUCCAUGAAGGAGAAACAGAUAGAGAAAGAACCAGGAUGUAGUUUGAUUGAAGUGAAUGGGGAAAUUCAUGAGUUUGUAGCUGGUGGAAGGCUCCAUCCUCAAGCACAAGAGGUCUAUUCUUUAUUGAAUGAGUUGGGGAUGAUGUUUUGAGAGAUGGACUAAGCCUGAACGCAGUAAAAAGAACACAAGAAAUCACAUAUGGAUCUGAAACAAUUCCAGAAUAUAUGAUAGCAUGACAUAGCAUCUCUUUUGGUUCCCCACAAUGCUCUCAGAAAGAAAAAACCACUGCUUUUUCACAAAAAUACUCUUGAAUGUAUAGAGGAUUGAACUGGUAUGAUGUUGCUUCAUUUGUGUCAAUACUUUCACUAAUUCAAAUAUGUACAUGUUUUUUAA
Messenger RNA from Vitis riparia (riverbank grape), 1977 nucleotides. Its product is annotated as pentatricopeptide repeat-containing protein At2g42920, chloroplastic. The transcript has a single exon. NCBI's taxonomy places the organism in Eukaryota, Viridiplantae, Streptophyta, Magnoliopsida, Vitales, Vitaceae. Bases 133 to 1734 code for a protein of 533 amino acids. Gene Ontology annotation, biological process: RNA modification. The record is from RefSeq and is a predicted model, not a curated record. Gene Ontology annotation, molecular function: RNA binding; protein binding.